GACGUGGUAUACUUGGACAGAGGGGUGGCUGUGGACGUGGUAUACUUGGACAGAGGGGUGGCGGUGGACCUGGUAUACUUGGACAGAGGGGUGGUGAUGGACGUGGUAUACUUGGACAGAGGGGUGGCUGUGGACGUGGUAUACUUGGACAGAGGGGUAGCGGUGGACCUGGUAUACUUGGACAGAGGGGUGGCUGUGGACGUGGUAUACUUGGACAGAGGGGUGGCGGUGGACGUGGUAGACUUGGACAGAGGGGUAGCGGUGGACGUGGUAUACUUGGACAGAGGGGUGGCUAAUGAUUCAUACUCUGAAUGGUCUGGGGGUGUCAGU
Messenger RNA from Staurois parvus, 330 nucleotides. The record is from the annotation of a GenBank genome assembly. Lineage: Eukaryota; Metazoa; Chordata; Amphibia; Anura; Ranidae.